Seriola dumerili (greater amberjack) is the source of this 268-nucleotide messenger RNA. Its product is annotated as BLOC-1-related complex subunit 7-like. The transcript is spliced from 4 exons. The annotation marks the transcript as partial. The record is from RefSeq and is a predicted model, not a curated record. Gene Ontology annotation, cellular component: BORC complex. Lineage: Eukaryota; Metazoa; Chordata; Actinopteri; Carangiformes; Carangidae.
ACCAAAACAGAAAAUGGCGUCAGCUGAGCCCCAGCCGCGGUUCGGCCAGUCUGUCAAAGGUUUAUUAUCCGACAAGGUGGGCUCCUGUAGCGGGGAUGUGAUCGCACUGACCCGCCAGGUUCUGAAAGGAUCCCGCAGUCAGGAGCUUCUUGGUCAAGCAGCAAGAAACAUGGUCAUCCAGGAGGACGCCAUCCUGCACUCUGAGGAUAGUCUGAGAAAAAUGUCCAUAAUCACCACGCAUUUACAGUACCAGAGGCCAUUCGAAGAA